AUGGGUCGACCUCCCAGCAAUGGCGGCCCUGCCUUUCGCUUCACCCACACUGAGGUUGCUGAGAUGGAAGCAAUCCUGCAACACCACAAUCAAAUAAUGCCAGCUCGUGAGGUUCUUGUGGGCAUUGCUGAGAGGUUCAGUGAAUCUCCAGAGCGAAAAGGGAAGAUUGCGGUGCAAAUGAAGCAAGUAUGGAACUGGUUCCAAAACAGGCGUUAUGCUAUAAGAGCCAAACAAGGCAAGUCCCCUGCGAAGCUAAAUAUAACACCAGUGCAUCGGGAUGAGUUCCAUACAGUGAAAAAUGCUGCACAACCUGUAGCUACUCCUGCAUCUAUUCAUGCAACUACUAACAUGGCUGCUCCUUCAGUUCCAAUUACAGGAAGGGCAAUGCCAGAAACUGCAAUCAUGGAAUUUGAAGCCAAAUCUGCUAGAGAUGGUGCAUGGUAUGAUGUUGCAACAUUCCUGUCUCGUAGAUACCUGGACACCGUUGAUCCGGAGGUACUGGUUAGGUUUUCUGGUUUUGGACCAGAUGAGGAUGAGUGGCUCAAUGUUAGCAAGAAUGUAAGGCAGCGUUCCCUUCCAUGUGAAGCAUCCGAAUGUGUUGCGGUUCUUCCUGGAGACCUCAUUUUAUGUUUCCAGGAAGGCAAAGAUCAAGCACUAUACUACGAUGCACAUGUUCUUGAUGCCCAAAGAAGGCGACAUGAUGUAAGAGGUUGCCGUUGUAGGUUUUUGGUGCGUUAUGAUCACGAUCAGUCUGAGGAAAUCGUGCCUCUCAGAAAAAUUUGCCGCAGACCGGAAACUGAUUACCGAUUGCAACUACUCCAUGCAGCAACAGAGUCGGUAAAUCACGAGCAGCAGAAAGCCGGUGGAGACCAAUCUAGUAAUAUCGGUAUCCAAAGGAUCUCUGCGCAUAGUACAGAAGCGGUGCCAAAGCCUAAUACUACCACUGCAGCUACCAAGAUCGCAAUGGAACCAAAAGCUGUCGAAAGCAGCAGCAGCAGCAGCAUUAUGGUGAACGCUGGAAACCCUGUGCAGCUUGUCCCUAACCCUAGUGUUUCUUUACCGCCAACGGGCUUAACUGCUCAGAGUAUUCCUCCUGGUGUCUCCAGUUAG
Molecule: messenger RNA, 1110 nt
Organism: Linum trigynum
Lineage: Eukaryota; Viridiplantae; Streptophyta; Magnoliopsida; Malpighiales; Linaceae
Source: the annotation of a GenBank genome assembly